Messenger RNA from Manihot esculenta (cassava), 619 nucleotides. RefSeq lists its product as uncharacterized. The transcript has 2 exons. The record is from RefSeq and is a predicted model, not a curated record. The coding region runs from base 61 to 465 and encodes 134 amino acids. Lineage: Eukaryota; Viridiplantae; Streptophyta; Magnoliopsida; Malpighiales; Euphorbiaceae.
CGCGAGUCAAAAAUUGGCGCCGUUGCCGGGGAAUUGAUUUUACUUGUUUAAUUUUCUUUUAUGACCAGAUCUGAACACAGGGACACACUGCCAUUUGAUCCAGAAAUUGAACGCACUCUCAGAAGACUUAGAAAGCAAGCCACAGAAGCUUCAUCUGAAGCAACAGAAUUUUGCCAACAAGCCGCACCAAUGGCUGAACCUAAUCUACAACUUGUUGCCAAUAAUGAACAUGCUGUCCAUGACCAAAUAAUUCAAGAAAAUCCAGCAAUUAGGCCCCAAGAACAAAGAGAAAGAACCAUGAGAGAAUUGGCAACUCCUGUAGGUGACUAUGCACCACUUUGCAUCGCCUAUCCGCCUCUGACAGUUCCCUUUGAACUGAAAUCAGAAAAUAGUGUAAAAAGACAAUUUGGAGAAAAACCCCCUAAAACUGCCUUAUUGGAGCAAAGAAUGAGGAAAAUAUUUUGAAGCUGAAAUAUUGACGCAAAUGGGCCUCGCACAUAUGGAUCACUCGCCCAAAUGGCCAAGGCAUAUGGACCAAGCAGCGGACAGCACAUGGCCGCAAGUCCACCAUUCCCUCCAGUGGACCGGUCCACGCACAAUCAAGCCCAGCGCUCAUCUC